This is a messenger RNA of Diplodia corticola, 477 nucleotides long. RefSeq names its product bladder cancer-related bc10-like protein. The coding region runs from base 1 to 477 and encodes 158 amino acids. The record is from RefSeq and is a predicted model, not a curated record. NCBI's taxonomy places the organism in Eukaryota, Fungi, Ascomycota, Dothideomycetes, Botryosphaeriales, Botryosphaeriaceae. The transcript has 2 exons.
AUGUUCUGCCUGCGCAGCUGGAUACCCAUACUCUUCUUCCUCACCAACGCCUCGCCCGUCUACCUCGUCCUCUUCAUCUCCGCCACGUACUUCUUGAACAGACCCUGCGUCUACUGCAGCCUGCUCCUCGCCAUCCUGGUCAUCGCCCUCUUCGACUUCAACACCAGCUGGUUCGAGCCCAACGGCCGCUACCACCCCGAUGCCGACGCCGUCUCCUCCUCAAACGAGACCUACGUGCCGCCGUCUAAUGCGUCCAUGGCCCUUGACGUCGCCGUGGAGACGGUGAGCCUGCUGGCGGGAACGGUGAACAACACGGCGGGCACCCUGGUCUCGGCGGCCAUGGACGGCAUCAAGCGGAAGCGGGGCGCGCCCGAGGCGGCUGCCAGUGUCGCCGGCGCCUCGGCCGACUGGGGGAAGGGCUUCUUCGCGAGGAAGGAGUGGAAGGUGCCGUGCAUGGACGUCAUUGUACGGCUUUAA